Messenger RNA from Lates calcarifer (barramundi perch), 1989 nucleotides. Its product is annotated as V-set domain-containing T-cell activation inhibitor 1. The record is from RefSeq and is a predicted model, not a curated record. NCBI's taxonomy places the organism in Eukaryota, Metazoa, Chordata, Actinopteri, Centropomidae. Bases 1085 to 1636 code for a protein of 183 amino acids. The transcript is spliced from 3 exons. Gene Ontology annotation, cellular component: membrane.
UGUGUGUGUGUGUGUGUGUGUGUGUGUGUGUGUGUGUGUGUGUGUGUGUGUGUGUGUGUUUGAAAAGGGUUCUAACGACACAUAAAACAUGUUAAUGCAAAUAUUUUAGACCCGACAGUCUGAUGCAGACGAUGCAUGUUGUCAGACUGUGAAGCUGCUUCACAAUAACUGAGUUAGAAUCAUCAUCAUCAUUUACCUGGUUGUUAUUUACAGCAUUACACAGUUCUGAUGGUGUUUGGUGGAGUGUUGUUCUUCGAGUGAAAAUAAAGUUUAUCGUCAAUAAUCUGAAGUCAAAGUGGUUCAUGUCUGGACCUCGUCGGUGAGAACAGAGUGGGAGAAGACGCUGCUGUGAAGUUAAAGCACUGUGUGGGUGGAUGUUAAUGUUUCCAGCCGUCGUCUCUCUGUGGAUCAACACUGCAGCUUCAACUCAGCUGAUGCUCUGUAAUGAGCUGGUUACAGCAGCUCAGACGUCUCUCCCUCCUCUGACCUUGAUUUAUCAUUGAUUACUGAUCAACCUGCUGAUGUUCUUCUUGUUUGGAUCAAUGGGUUCAUUGUCAGGAAGUACUGAAAAACAUCCAACCUGGUUUUCCAGGAUCCUUCUCCAGUUCGACCAACAGUUCAAAACCUCCAAAAUGUUCAGUUUAAAAAAUCACAGACACCUUCAGAUUCAGACGGACUGGGUUUUAUAUGUCGCACAGAUAAGAAACAAAUCCAGACAGUUCAUCACUCUGAGGACAUGAAGGGACUGUUUCACUGAAAAAACCUUCAUUCUCAGAGAAAACCCCUGGAAAACCAGGGUUCUCUGUUUCGUGACUUUUAAAACUGUAAAGCUUUCUUACUGAAGAGCAGAUGAACAGGGUUUUCACACCAAACAAAUGUGAUAUUACAAAGAGAAAUCGUCACGUUUAAGGGCUAAAUUCAGCAGAUGACUGUCUGACCUCCAUCGUCCACUGGGAUUAUGUUACUGAUGGGAGGUGGAUAAAUACAACAUCAUUAGUUUUCCUGAAGACAAAAAUGGAGUAAACGCUGUUGAAGCUCCACUGCAGCCUUGUCUCCAAAUGAAUGUGGAGACACAGUUGAGCUCAUGCUGAGAGCGAGGCCUGGAGAAGAUGUCCUCCUUCAGUGUCAGGGUCCCAGAGACUCUCCUAUCACACUGUUAGAGUGGAUCAGACCUGACCUGAGGGCACACGGUCACGUCUUCUUCUACCGUAACAACCAACUUUAUAAAAACUACCAGCUUCCGUUGUUUCGUGGUCGAGUGGAGCUGAGAGAUAAAUCCAUGAAGGACGGAGACGUCGCUGUGAUUCUGAGGAACGUCAACGUCAAAGACACUGGAACGUACGUGUGUCGAAUUAUCACCAACAGGAUGGAACUCAAUGGCAGAACACAGACUGUGGUCAUGAGCGUCAUCAACCUGUCAGUUUCAUAUCCAGGUAACAACGCUGGAGGACACAUGGUCAGAGGGAACCAGGGUCUUGGACUGAUAGUGGGUCUGAUUGUUGGCGUGCUUAUCGUUGUUGGUAUUGCCAGUAGUUUUUGUGUGAACUUAUUAAAAGCUAAGAGACGGACACAGCGGACUUCACGGCGGUCCUCAGGUGAGAUGAGUUGUGAUGGUGAAGACAGUCAGGUGGUGUGACCUGUAACUAUCUGCUGCUGUUACAGAGAAACAGGAACAUAUGUUUUAAAGGGUCCGUUCACUCAAAAACACGUUUUAAAACCAAAACUGACUGAGAUUCAUGAGCGAGGUCCUGAACCACGAGGACGAACUGAACCUUUCCAGCAACAAACAAACUGGAGAGUAACUUUUCUGUACUGACUUUAAAUGUAUUAAACUAUAUAGCUGUCGUAGUAAACAGAUCACAGUUGCUAUUUCAUAUCAUUGAUUUUAUGUUUUACUGUAAUUUCACAGCUUUUUACACCAAUGUGACUUUUUUCUUCUGUUUCAUGUGUUAAAUGUUUUUUCAGGAAUAAAUACAUGUAUAUUUUUAA